UUACAACUGGAAUGAAGAAUGACGCACGCACAAGCCCAUAAAAUGCAUUUGUUCAUGUUCUGAAUGUUUCUUAUACGUGUUGUAAAUAGGAUCGUUCCUGAUGAUCCAAAUAUGGAGUCAUUAGAGUCAUUAGUUAAGUAGUUGAAUUUGAAUGGAUGGGGUCGGCGCUCUUUGGGGCGCCUCAUUAUGCAGGCGCAUUAAAAGAAAGCAGUUGGGGGCAAAUAGGUGGUUAAGGGCACGAACAAAAAGAGGGGCAGGGACUUUGAGGAGGGCCAUGAUUCAAAUUCUAAGUGGUAAGAUGUCUCCAUUGUCAGUGGGGUAUAUAGCAGGCAGACCAAACACUCCAUCCGUAGAGUUGGCACAACGGAAAAGCUGUCUGUUGUUACUCAGUGAAGAUCCAAAGGCCAGGAUUUUUAAGUAUCACAAUGGCCUCCUCGUACUGCAUUUGGAUUGUUCUAUUUCUUCUCACGGUGACGAAAAGUGACAUUGGAGUAUUUAGUCGCGCAGUAGACACGCUGGGAUUUCUGUCACAGUCAACGAAAACUGCAGAUGAAUCCGCCGGAACAUCUUUACGCGUGGAACCGUGGAGGCGCGGGGUCGUGGAGACGCACCGCGAGCGGUGCGCAGAGCUGGCGGCGCCUUGGCUGGAAAACACACAGCAAGCUCCUGAGAAUGAUGCAACACUGUUGCAGCUCCGGGUUAGGCCGUUUUCCCCGGGAGCCUCACAUGGCCUGGUGUUCCCAGGAAAAUGUCUUUUCAGCUUUGUCCGACGGGUUUACCACUGCUGUCAAGCGGGACUAAACUGCAGAAGCGUCAAAGGAAUUCAAGGUCACUUGAGAGGAGAUACAUCUGUGGAGUUUCUCCUCACCAGGGAGAUUCCAUCACUGACAGUCAGGAGUGCCGAGCUUCACCUCCAACUUUCUAACCCACAACACCUGGAUAUCCAUCCUGUGCUUUCCUCUAUGGCAAAGCGAGGCCUUCCUACAAGGUACAAUUUAUGGUCACGGGGAAACACAGUGGAGCUGAAGGUGGAUCUACUGUCCUUUUUCCAGAGUCUGCAGGAGGCAGCGGGUGGUGCCGGAGGGGGUCCCAGCUUGAUGAACCUGCGGCGGGUGGUGUUUUCAUCCAGGGGGGAUCCACCAGGAGAAAAACCAGCUUCAGGGGCUCUGCAGGACACUGAUGGUGACAUGUGGGGGGAUGGGGUUGCCAGCACGCUGUCUGUUCUGGAGCUGGGCUUGGUCCUGGGUUGCACUCAGGCUGGAUCAGGGGUUUCCUGUGGAGCCGGUGGUGUUCACCUCUUGCACACACCUUUCAUGGCUCUGUACUUCAAAUGAAGACAAACUGAGACUGGUCUGUGUUCUGCACAGAGACAUUUCAUCUGUCGACUCACUCUUUUCUAACUGAAAAGACGCGCAGUCACCUCAAAGCUUACAAGGAAUCGAUGCACUUCAAUGUCAAAUCUAUUAAUUUAUAAUUGUGUUUUUUUCUGGAAAAUUAUAUAUACACACACAUGUAAAUAGCAAAUAUGAUAUACUGUAACUUUAUGGAGUCAUUCUGUGGUUAUUAAAGCUCAAUCUGUCAAUGGCUCCUGA
This is a messenger RNA of Micropterus salmoides (largemouth bass), 1592 nucleotides long. RefSeq lists its product as uncharacterized. The coding region runs from base 426 to 1334 and encodes 302 amino acids. The record is from RefSeq and is a predicted model, not a curated record. The transcript has 3 exons. NCBI's taxonomy places the organism in Eukaryota, Metazoa, Chordata, Actinopteri, Centrarchiformes, Centrarchidae.